Molecule: messenger RNA, 890 nt
Organism: Aspergillus ruber CBS 135680
Lineage: Eukaryota; Fungi; Ascomycota; Eurotiomycetes; Eurotiales; Aspergillaceae
Exons: 2
Coding region: 274-729 (151 amino acids)
Source: RefSeq, a predicted model, not a curated record
GAGUUGCAUAUACAAGUAUGGAAUGUCCGAUGCUCAACGACUACUGGUUUCGGCCACAGCCCCGCCGUGGCGUCAUGCACAUCGGGGAGCUAGCCAAUGAGAAUAUAACUAAGUUGGAUGGUUCGGUAAUAUACACCAGGAUGGGACUCGCUAAUACAGGGUCGUAAUGAGAGACUGCACUAGCCGUUUCGGGACAUCUGCAGUUUCUACGGAAUCUCGGGAUACUCAAUGCAGUACUCCUAGGUGUACUACUAUGUACUACUAUGGGGUAGCAUGUACUCGUGGUGUACAAAGUGGCAUUCAACGUUAUGCUCGGUAGACAGACAACGAUCCUACCAUGUACAGUGGACUGAUGCUAAUUAUUCCCGCAUCGCAAACAAAACCGGAUUUUAUAUCAUCACGGCAUCCAGCCCAGCCUACAAUUACGACCCCAAUAUAGAUAGAGUUGCCCGUUCAAUUGCGCUUACAUACUCUUUAGGGUAUGGUGCAGUCGUCAAUUGUAUUACUUCAUCCCAUCCACCGUCUCAUUGGUGGCCAGUCUCCUCCAGAACGGCCGAUAUUGGAAAAAAGCUUCAAAUUCAAGGAAUGGAAUCGAAUCGUUUUAAUGGACAAGAAGAGGAGAGGGGAUUCAGAGCUACUCUGAGGUGUGUUGAGGGGCACGGAAUGUUGCCUUCCUCAGGGGAAGGGGGGUGUAUACACGGUAAUUAUUGGAGGAAUCGCUUCCGAUGACUUCGUAGACAAGUGUAUAGCAUCGUAGUUGCCUGUUUGAGUUCGGUUCCUGUGUAUUCCGAUGAUGACAUCAGUCACUAUCCAGUACAGAGUAUAGGCACAAGUAUACUCAGAUGAGACCAGUCCUUGGCUAAGAGCAGGACCAGAUUUGACUGUUUCCA